Molecule: messenger RNA, 2727 nt
Organism: Exophiala mesophila
Lineage: Eukaryota; Fungi; Ascomycota; Eurotiomycetes; Chaetothyriales; Herpotrichiellaceae
Exons: 1
Coding region: 109-2391 (760 amino acids)
Source: RefSeq, a predicted model, not a curated record
AAAAAUAACAUCAUCUGGAGCCUGCCUGAGGUCAAGCGUGAGUUUUCAGUGGCUUUGCUCGGCCUGCAGUGGUUCCCCUGGCUUGUCCCUCGCCACGUUCAAACUCUGAUGAAUGAGAGCGCGGCAACCUGCGGAGUUCUCAAAACAAUGUGUCACCACCGCAAAGUCUGCCAUUUUCAUUACCCCCAUGAAACCUCUAUUCAUCUAUACCAACCCUGCCCACCCUGUCCUUUCCCCUUGCACAGUGGAUGCAUCUCCGAGCCUUCAUUUUCUUUCCUGACAGACCCUCAGACCUUCAUAAGACCCUCAUCAGCAAAAAUGCACACAUCUUCGCCACAGAUAACGCCAUCUACACCCAAGUGCCUGCGCUCACUUUCUACCCCGUCGCAGGAUUUUGAUACUUCAACAGCGACGCCACCUCUACACACAGUUCGGCAAAGCCUCACCUUACAGCCUCGCCCACACCUACUUCUCCCACCUGAAGAUAUGAACUCGACACGCAAGUUCUCGUAUGCUUCGGUCAAGGAAGAGCCGGGUGAUGGGCUCCCCCAAUCCUUCGAGUCCUCCCUAUCCUCCUCAGACCUCGAAGAAGUCGAGUGGAUUGCAUGGCCCUGCACACAAUGGUGCAAAACAAAGGGUCUUUGCUCAUACCACUACGGCGGCACACAUGAAGAUCACGUCUCUGCUCGCCUCUCCGGGUAUCUCAAGAGUCAACCCCGCAAGUUACAGAAGAUUCUCGAUGAGCUCGAGAAGAGACGGUCCGCUCAGAAACUCUUCAACCUCCCCUUCGCCAAAGAAAUCACCCGCGUUCAACCUCACCCAGCUAGCUUCAGCCUCGACAUCUGGAGGGAGAAGGUCAGGGAGUCCAUCGGACCAUAUGAGUCAGACCUUUCGAACGAGGUCGCCAUUUUCGAUGAUUUCGACGAACUACCAGUGUACCCCAUCCACCAAGACCAGCCCGUCUCAUACUUGGAAAGCAUGCCCCAAGAGAUUCUCGACCUGAUCUUCUCUUAUGUCACAGUGGACCAUACCGCUGAUCCUUAUGCUCGCCCUCAUGUCGACCUGGCCUCGUGUGCUUUAGCAUCAUCGAGAUUGCAUGCCGCCGCUGUCCGCGUCAUGUAUCGACAUGUUUCCAUUCCUCAGUCCAAGGCUUUCUUCAAACUUAUGAGGAGCAUUGGCAACGACAAGGCACUUGGCGAGAUGGUCCAGUGGCUUGACUUCUCUCACUACUCCAACAUGGGUUUUGGUAGUGCCAGAAACGCUCGUAACCAGAAGCCUUACCUAACCCCUACUACCCUCAAAGCAUGUCUCGACCUUGUCCCUAAUCUCCAAGCAUUCCUCGUCCACGAGCAUAUCGACGACGAACUCAACGCAGACAUCAUCUCCACCCUUCUCAAGAUGCCUCUAAUGUCUGCAUUGGACUUCUGCGCUUGCUCCUGUCGCCCCUUCACACAGGCAUUCACUCAGGUCUGUGAAAAUAUGGAUUCAACCCCAUUGCCAAGCCUCAAAGGCUUGUCUCUUCACGAAUGCACCACCCUUCAACCGGUCGUCUUCGAGACUCUUCUCCCCCGCCUUGCCAGUCUCACUCAUCUCGACGUUGCACAUACUUUGAUCAACGACAAGGCCCUCUUCUCGAUUCCAGAAACUGCCAAGAUCACCCACCUCAACCUGGAGCGAUGCACAGGUCUGCAGGGGUCUGCAGUGGUCAAAUUCAUCACCACUCACCCCGCCAUCAAAGACAGCAUCGUCUAUCUCAACCUUUCCGCUGAUUCAUCACGCCACAGACUUUUGAGCGAGGUCGAUGUCAGCCGACUCUUGGCAUCCCUCCCACCAACUGUACGCUCUUUAAACUUGGGAGGUGCCCGGGUCAAUCAAACGCACAUUCCCGCCUUGCGACGAUUAUCUCCCCAUCUCGAAGAGCUCGGCCUUCGCGGCGCAGAUCUCAGCCUCAGUUCCGACAUUAAGCAGCUCUUCAAGUCCGAAGAUGAUGACUCCAACACCAGCUCGUCUCCAAGCAAACGUACCCCAUACAGUUCUCUGCGUUACAUUGACCUUACCAAUAUUAAGUCAGUCACGCAAAUGUCUCUCUCCUAUUCACCCUCUUUCUGCAUCACCGACCAGGAGUCUCUUCCUCUAGAGGUCAUCGAACUUAGCUCAGAGGUACUCCAGGAGGUCAAACGCCGCAACGCCCAUAUCAAAAGGCCCGAAUGGGUGGUCAAGGAACUUGGACGGAGAGGUUGGUAUGUCCGACAGCCAUUGCAGGGUUCAACUAUCGACGAUGGCUCUCGACCUUGGAAGAUGGGCGCCCGCUGGUGGGGAAUGAGAAAAGUACCCAUUGUUGAACAAGAUGUGGGUGGAAUGUAUGGGUAUUUCAUGUUCAAAAGAUCAUAGGGGAUCAAAGGAGCCUCCUUUCAGCUUGAAACGAGACCAUGGAUUGUCAACAGGCAUGGGCCUUCAGGGUAUCGGCUCAACAGCGUUUCAUAUGGAUUGUUUUUCUUACGGUAUCAUGGCUGAUCGCAACACACACACGGGUUCUGCGUUGGAUUUAUUGGAUAUUGCCAGGGUCAAAAGCAUGUUGAUUUCACUGCACUAGCAUAUUAGCGACAUUGACGGUUGGGACAGCAUGGAAAAAGGACUCAUGUGGCAUCUCACGACACGACACGACACGAACUCGACAUUAGCAUCAAGCAUCAGCAUCAGCAUCAGCAUCAGCAUCAGCAUCAGCAU